Blumeria graminis f. sp. triticale is the source of this 1095-nucleotide messenger RNA. The record is from the annotation of a GenBank genome assembly. Lineage: Eukaryota; Fungi; Ascomycota; Leotiomycetes; Helotiales; Erysiphaceae.
AUGACAUCGUCAGCACAAACAAAUGAUCAACAUUCCAGAAAACCAGUAACUAGUAUCAAAGGAUUCUGUCUUGGAGGAGGUACUAAGGUAGUGACGACGCUGGGGAAACGUCGGCGUCUAAACGCUGCCGACGAAAGUGACUCUGACAAUGCACCCGACAGCUGCCGUGAGCAGCACCAGGCCGUCAGUGGGUUCGGAGAAGAGGGCGCAAUUCCUGUAGUAACGACGACGACGACGACGAAAACAACAGGCCCGCUUGUAAUUGCGCGGUUGGAGAAUCGCGACUGGAAGAGCGCGGCGCGCAUCCGACGGCACGGUGGGCAGCUUGUCACGCAUACCACAGCGCCCUCAACAACAGCUAUAGAUAUUAAACAAGAUGAGACCGAAAGAGACUUAAGUGAUGCAGAGAAAAUACAGUGGGGUCUCAGCGUGCAUCCUCGGAGGCCUGGGAGAGAUAUUGACACAGCUGGCCAGCAAACCACGACUCCCUCUACCAUAACCUGCCCCCUCACGCCGGCCUCAAGUAAGGCUAUCCAAAAAUCUUCUAGCCUCGAGGAAGAAGCACUCGAAGCUCUUUUGAGCCAUGACGAAGUGGUUAAACGGCCAGAACUCAUUAUCGCGACCGAACUGGCAUCCGCGAAUUCAUACACAAUUUCGGAACACGAUGCAUUCAAGCAGGCCGUAGCAGCUGCACCCGACGUCUCGUCGCUGGAAGACUAUGAGCGAGUCCCGGUAGAGGAAUUUGGAGCUGCCUUGCUGCGAGGUAUGGGCUGGAAUGGGGAGAAAGUAGAGAGAGUAAGGGAUAUCAAACGCCGACAAAAUUUACUAGGACUUGGAGCCAAGGAAUUAAAAGAAGCGGAAGAAUUGGGCGCAUGGGUUAAUAAGAGCGAUACGAAGAGACUGAAUGCCGCUAGUGCUCGGCGGCACGAUGGGAAGCCCCGGCCCCCGAAGACCGGUGACUACUGGCGGGAAGAAGAACAAAGAAGAGAGCGCCGGGAAGAGAGGAGCGGAGGAAGUUAUAGAAGAGGAGGGGAAUAUGAGAAAGACUACCGUCGCGAAGCAUAUCAAGAUAGGUAUCGAGAUCGGAAGAGGUAG